This is a messenger RNA of Pungitius pungitius (ninespine stickleback), 2528 nucleotides long. It is a transcript of the gene tbc1d17, whose product is annotated as TBC1 domain family, member 17. The transcript is spliced from 17 exons. The record is from RefSeq and is a predicted model, not a curated record. Lineage: Eukaryota; Metazoa; Chordata; Actinopteri; Perciformes; Gasterosteidae. Gene Ontology annotation, molecular function: GTPase activator activity. Gene Ontology annotation, biological process: activation of GTPase activity. The coding region runs from base 126 to 2015 and encodes 629 amino acids.
GGAUCGCCUUUUUGCCCGUGACGUCACUCGACGGGAGGAGGGCGGGGCUCCUCGUCAAACAGGAAGUGUGACGUAACGUUUUAUUUUGGUAGAAACCCAGCGGAGGCAGAGGUGACGGGAGAAAAAUGGAGCAAAACGUUGAGGAUUACAAGCUGAUAUUUGAGAAGGAGGGAGUUUACCUCCACACAAAUGCCAAGAGGAGUAACCAGGACACGACCAUCCCGGGGUUCAUCCGCAUCGUCGAGCGGGCCGGCGUGCCGGCUUUAGAGUGGAGCCCACUGGAGGACGAAGGGCGCAGCGCCCCGGCCGUGCUCUACACCAAGAAGGACGGCGAAGGAGGCGUCGAGGACACGAACUUUGACCCCGGGUACGAGCCGGACUGGGCCGUCAUCAGCACGGUGAAGAAGGACCGCGAUCCGGCUCCGGUCAGAGACUCAGGUCAGUGGUCGUUCUCGCUGCCCCUCUCGGAGCUGUACUCUCUCCGGAGGGCUCGGUUCUCUCUGGGCAGAAACUUCCUGGUGCUGACGAGUCGGGGGGGCCACCCGCUGCCCGCCCUGCACUUCCACAGAGGAGGAACCAGGGAGCUGUUCAGGGCCCUGCAGCGUUACAUCGUCCUGGACCAGUCGCCGGUUGACGGGCGGCUCUUCCUCGCCUACCCCCACGACCCCGGCGCUCUCUCUCAGUCCUUCGAGAAGCUGCAGCUGUUCGACGACGCCGGCGCCGACCUCGUUUCGAGGUUCAUCCAGGACCCGUACGCCACCACGUUCGGCGGAUUCUCCAAAGUCACCAACUUCUUCAAGGCCGCACUGCGACCCCCGGGGUCCCCGGGCCACUUCCGCACCGCCCAGGAUCCCAGUUUGCCGCACCAGUUCGACGAAGAGCCCGACUUCGAGCUCAUCAACUGCGGCGUGGCGCUCGGUCCCAGACCAGACGUAACCCGGGGGCAACCGCUGGACAAAUGGCACCAGUUCAUGGACCCAGAGGGGCGAGUGACGGACUCUGAGAAGAUCAAGGAGGUCAUAUUCAAAGGGGGCGUCUCACCGGCUCUUCGGAAGGAGGUGUGGAAGUUCCUCCUGGGCUUUUAUCCGUGGAACAGCACCUUCAAGGAAAGAGAGGACAUUGUGCGGAUGAAAACGGACGAGUACUUCCGAAUGAAGGUGCAGUGGAAGUCGGUCAGCGAGGAGCAGGAGAUGAGGAACUCCCUCCUCCGGGGAUACCGGAGCCUGAUAGAGAGGGACGUCAGCAGGACGGACCGACACAACACCUUCUUCUCCGGGGACGGCAACCCGGGGCUGACCCUGCUGCACGACGUGCUGAUGACGUACUGCAUGUACAACUUUGAUCUGGGUUACGUCCAGGGGAUGAGCGACCUGCUGUCUCCCCUCCUCUUCGUCACCCAGAACGAGGUGGAGUCCUUCUGGUGCCUGACGGGCUUCAUGGAGCUGCUGCACCAGAACUUUGAAGAGUCCCAGGAGGCCAUGAAGAAGCAGCUGCUGCAGCUCAGCAUCCUGCUGAAGGCGCUGGACCCGGAGCUGUGCGACUUCCUCGACUCCCAGGACAGCGGCUCCCUGUGCUUCUGCUUCCGCUGGCUGCUCAUCUGGUUCAAGCGCGAGUUUUCCUUCGAGGACAUCCUCACCAUGUGGGAGGUCAUCUGGUCCGGUCUGCCGUGCGACAACUUCCACCUGCUGAUCGCCUGCUCCAUCCUGCAGUCCCAGAGGGGCGAGCUGAUCGGCUCCGACCACGACUUCAACACCAUCCUGAAGCACAUCAACGAGCUGACCAUGAGGUUGGACCUGCAGAGCGUCCUGCGGGGGGCGGAGGCCAUCCACCUGCAGCUGACUCAGUGCAAGGAGCUUCCCCAGAAGGUGCAGCAGGUCCUGGGGCUCUGCAGCCCGUCCAGCUCCGAGGAGGAGAGCCCCGAGCGGCAGGCCGGCGAGACGCAGCGCCUCCUCGGCGAGCCGCAGGCCGGCGCCGCUGCCCCCAGCGGCUCGGCGCGCGUCCCCACCUAUCCCUAAAUGUGCAGGUCCCCCCCCCCCCCUCCCCCCCCCCGGGGAAGGGAAUACAUGGACGAUCUUUAUAGAACAAACGUGUAUAGAUACACACAUAAAUACAGGCUGUAUAUGAUCCGAUGGAAUGAAGAGCGCCGUUACUACGUGUCGGAAGCAGGGGGCGCUGCUGAGGCUUCUUUCUUUUCUGAAUGUUGCAACUCAAACACUAGUCCUCCUCUUCUUGUGUCCUCCUCUUGUUUACAUGUCCCUCGUCUUUCUGCUCCUCCUCCUCGUCCACCUCCUUUUACCUCCUGACAAACUAAUUUAAGAGUCUGCCUGUCACCUGUGAUGCGGUGUCCUUCGCUUCCUCCAAGGAGUGAGGAUGAGGAAGGAUGCUUUGGUAGUGUGACGCGAUGCGAAGCUGACUGCAUGCCUUAUGCUUUUCUCCCGUGUGAUAAUGUUUUAAUCCUUGUAAUUAUCUACAUGAUGUCAUAACGUUUUCAUCCGCUGAUUAUUUCCAAAUAAAACGUUGAACUUAAA